GACCCUCCCGCGAGCCGUCUCUGAAACCUGGGGAUGCGCCGAAGGCGAAGGCCAAGGCCCAAGCCGCCGGCAGCGGUGUCGAGGCAGCGCGCGCGCUGCGAAUCGAGGCGGUGUCACCUGCCGAGCGUGUGAAGCAGGAGCUCGAUGGCGUCGCUUGGGCCGCGACACUUGGCUUCCCCCGCGCCUACCUCGCGCGGGGCGCCGAGAUCGCUGAAACCGAGCAGCGCGCCAUCACACUGAAGCAGCUGAAGGAGCUGGCGGGUCAUGUCGAGGAGGUGAGCUCGGGGAAGUUCCUGCGCGACCACAAAGGCAAAGAGGUGGACUGGAACUCUGUGAAUCUCUACGUGAUCAAUGACUGCAUAGUGGUUCCCUUCACGCUGCGUUUCCGCUGUUCCUUUGUGGAGUUGGUCGCGGAGGGGCCGCAGCUGCCGAGGUGGUUCGUGAGCCACUGGUGGGGUACGCCUUUCUGCCAAACUGUUUCCCUACUGGCGUUCCAUGGAGAACAGAGGCAGCUCUCUGAAGCGUCGCCGUACUGGUUUUGCACGUUUGCCAACAACCAGCAUGACCUGUCCAGCCUUAGCGGGACGCUGCGGCAGACGCCCUUUGUCCGGGCAAUCCUCAGUGACGACUGCGUAGGUACCCUGGCCUUGUUGGACUCGAAUGUUACGACCUUCGACAGAAUCUGGUGCGUCCUCGAGAACUUUGUCAGCACGGUUUGGGCACGUGAGGCCGGUGAGUACCUCUACGACAUCGCCGCCUGGCUGCCCGUGGGCUCCGCGCUGCACGGGGGGCGCCCGGUCCCUGCAAAGCCGACUCUCCGGUUGGACUUUGGCCGGAGCCAGGCACGCGAGGUCGUGGACGAUGAGGCCACUGGAGGUGCUUUUCCCCUUCAGGUGGCAGCGCGGGGCGCUUGCGUCAACAUCCGCCUCGCAAAAGCAUCGCGCGAGGAAGACAAGAGGAAGAUCUUGCACUUGAUUGCGGGAACCGCAGAGGAGGACUGGGCCCAGCCACCUCCUGAGGAGUGCGAGGCCUUCGACAGCAUGAACGCGCGCGUGCGGCGCAUGUUUGCAGCUGGGGCCCUCUACCGGGCCGCGCUCCAGAAUGACGCGGCGGAGCUGAAGAG
Symbiodinium sp. CCMP2456 is the source of this 1123-nucleotide messenger RNA. NCBI's taxonomy places the organism in Eukaryota, Dinophyceae, Suessiales, Symbiodiniaceae. The record is from the annotation of a GenBank genome assembly.